UUUCAAAGAUUAACUUAAGUGCUUCAUAAAUACUGUCUACACCCUCCCUAAGUACUCUAGCAUGUAGCUCAUCAGGACCACUAGCUUUCCUAUCGUCUAGUUCAAGAAUAAAUUUCCAUACCUGGAAAUGGAAGAGUAGGGCAGGAAGUCUGAAGCAUUAAUGUUUUCCCUCCCUCCCCCCUCCCUCAUCAUUCAUCACAUUCACACCUGUUCCCCAUCCCCAUCCCUGUCCCUGAGGGGUCCCUGCCUUUCAAUGUCACACAUAAGCGGCGAAGUCGUUCAGUAUCCCCAGAAGCCAGCGUAGAGAGGUUGACUAUCAUGUCAAAACUAAAGUUAUUUGUGCAUCAGAAGCAGAAGGCUUACUGAAAGAGCCAACUUGUCGUAAACACUGGGUUCACCCACUUAAAGCUAAACGAGAAACAAGUAAAAGAUUUGAAAAGUUUUAUGAGAAUAUACGAAAAUAUGAUGAAAGAUUUUUGUGAGUAUUACAGAAUGUACAAACUUUCUUUUGAUGAGCUGCUGGAAGUGCUGAGGCCUCAUAUCUCCAAGCAAAUUACAAAGUUUCGAAGAUCAUUAUCUCUAGAAGAAAGACUAACAAUUACACUAAGAUGAGUGAAAAAAAAAAAAACUGACUAUUUAUUCAGACUGAAAAACAUGGGGAUGUAAUACAGUAACUGUAGGCGCUCUAGGAGGAUCUCUAGUGACUCACGACUGACGUGUGUUUACUGAUCAAAGAUAUCGUUGUAGGGUCGAGGGAAAGCAGUAUUUCCUCUGACAAUUUAUUUUGGUAGGCUUGACCGUAAGAACUGUUUGGACAAAGUUUCCCUAUAUUAAAUCUUAUAAGUAACAUUAUUCACUUGUACAAACACUUUCAAUACAUUAUACUAGUUAUAAACUCCACAUCAAUCAAUUUGGCACUAUAACAUUAGGUUAAUACUACAAAAAUACAAUGUUUACCUUAUCGUUUCCCUGCGCACGUCUGAAUCUCGCGCCCUCUCUCUCGUGAGUGAAGACUCGUGAUGCCCUGAGGCUAACCCUGAGCAAGGACCCUCUACUAUAGAGAAGGACCCGCCACCCCUAUGGGGAGAUUGGUCGUCGCUCUCGCUCGCCGGGACGGUGGCGCCUCUAGCGGCCAGAGGGAAUCAUUACUGUUGCCGCCUCUGUAAACAAACCCGUGAUGGGUGUUUAUUGUGAAUAAAAACGAUUUUCCAUUUAAUUUUCAUAACAGUAUGGGGAUUAUUGGUUGCUCUGCGAUAAAUUGCUCCAAUAAUUCAAAGUGGAACAGGGAUUUAUCCUUUUUUCGCUUCCCAAAAGACCCUAAUAGGCUAAAACAAUGGGUUCAGGCUUGCAGACGGAAGGAUAUAAUGAAAGUGACUGCAGAGUAUGCCUAUAUCAAUUUAAGACUCUGCAGUCAACAUUUCAUGGAUUCCUGCUUUAUGAAUGUGCAGGAGAGAAGGAAAUUGGUGUGGGAUGCAGUUCCCACUCUGUUUGAUAUUCCAAACCCUCCUCGCAAAUCUCCGAAGAGGAAGCCGCCCAAAUUCCGUGAUCCAUCUCCUCCAGCAAGAAAAAAAAAAAAGUUAUUAAGUAACCCAGAGGAGCCUGAUACAGAUAAACCAGAUGCUGGUAGCCCAUCUCUACCUGGUGCUGAUGGAAACUCAUCAUCUCUACUUGAUGCUGGAAGUUCCUCAACAACUGACCCAGAUACACCAUCAGAGCCCAAAACAGCUCAUGUAUCAUCACAAACUGGAAAAUACAUAAGUUAAAUAAUGAUUUUCAAAGCUCUCAAGUUAAGAAGGAAAGUAGGAAAUCUUUGAUUUUAAAACAUAAGUAAUAUUUUAUAAAGAAGUAAUGCCUUUUUUUUUUCUUUGGUGCUAAUUGUACCGUACAGGUGUGUGUCUCAGUACUGUACUGUAUUAUCAAUGUACUGUUGCUAAGUUUAUGCCUUUUUUUUUUUUCCUUGGUGCUAAUUGUACCGUACAGGUGUCUCAGUACUAUACUGUAUUAUCAAUGUAUUGUACAACUAUGAGUUGCAAAGUUUAUACCCUUUUUUUGAGAUGGUGAUAUCAUUGUACUGUAUACAGUACUACAUGCUGUCUCUCACUAUAUCAUUAAUGUACUGUACAACUAUGAGAUGCAAAAGUUUUUCCCUUCUUUUAGAAUAAGGAUUAACUAAAGUACGGAUUGAUAUCGGAUAUUUUUUCUAAACCUAGUUUUUUACCCAUAUCUUCGGUCCUACUAACACCAAUUUUUCAUGCAAUUUAUAGGUAGAAAAUUGGGAAUGCAGUACAACUAUAUAUAAUUCCUCCAGGUCCUGUAUUUUUGUCUUGUACCUUUUCUUCACUCCAGGGUCACAGAACCCAAAGCUUUUAGAGAUGGGGGGAGGUGAAUGAGGAAGGGUGGAUUGCCGAGAGAUGGUGUUUAGUAAGGGACUAAACUUGUUUCUGUCAUUUCCACCGGUACCCAGUUCAGCCAUCCAGAUUUCCCUGAAAAAGUAGUUAAAACACACUGACUAUUUACUAAUUCUAUUUUUCAAAUGUAAUCCUUCAAAUCUCUCUCUCUCUCUCUCUCAGGAGGUCCAAGGUAACCCUCUGCUUCAGCUUUUUAAUAUGUGCUUUUGGAUGGGAUACAUGCCACAGGCCUGGACCACCAGCAUUAUAGUGCCUAUACCAAAACCCGGCACUGAUAAAUUUCACCCCAUCUCCCUGACAUCGUGUUUCAGCAAGGUGCUUGAACGGAUCUUCCUUAACCGUCUGCUGUUCCGUCUACAAUCCAAGCUUUCGCCACGACUGUCUGGUUUUCUGCCUCAGCGAGGGACACAUCACUGUCUUUUAGAGCUUUACACCCGCCUCUCACCCUCCAGUGUUGUAGCAUUCAUCGACCUUAAAAGUGCCUUUGAUAUUGCCAACCAGGAAGUCAUACUUGAUCAGCUUGUCGCCUUUGGUGUUAAGGGAAACUUGUUGAGAUGAAUACACAGCUACCUCAGCAACAGAACUGCUCGUGUCCUUUUUAGGGGCGCGUACAGUACCUCUAAAAGUUUUGAUUUGGGUGCUCCACAGGGUGGCGUUCUUAAUCCAUUUCUCUUCAAUGUCCUUGUACACCGACUCCUUUCUCUUCUCCCUGACAUCCCCGUCAUUUCAAUCACUUGUUAUGCUGAUGACAUAUGCAUCCAUUCUAACUCACCCCAGGAUCUUCAGCUCUUCCUUCACGCGUUUUAUGCAUCAUCAUCUGAUUGUGGCCUCGUCAUUUCCCCUGAAAAGAGUAGGAUUUUCUCCACCCGCUUCCUUCGAACACUCCCUGUCUUCACUGUGGGUGGCAGUGUUGUCCCUCACUGCACACAGUACAUCUACUUAAGAGCGCCCAUGCGUGUCACCCCAGCCAUACCUGCACGACAACGUGUCCAUCCCAUCAUUAAGGACCUCCUGGAUAGACUAGAGCAGCGCUUUAUCCCUGUCAAGUGGCUUGCCAACAACAUAAAAGGAGUCUCUAUCCCUGUAGCCAAGACAAUAUACAUCGUGUUUCUUCGAUCCCUCGUCGACUACCUUUCCCCCGCGCUCUGUCACCUCUCCAAGACAUCAUUGCAACCACUUGAAAAAUUUCAAAACAAAGUCAUGCAGUUUAUCCUGGGUUGCCCUGCCUCCACCAGAAUAGUUAACAUGCUGUCUGAGCUGAAUUUAAAGCCACUUGUUGAUAGAAUCUACACGAACGUCACAUACUUCAGUAUCAAGUGUCUGCGCUCUCCUCAUCUUGCUCCUCACUACUCCUGUGUCAUCCGAGCAGCACUCGACCCCGUUACACCCCGGCUUUCACUUCGCCCUGGCGGACGUACCCUUGUCUGCACGGUCUGUGCAGCAUGUGCCGUGUUCUCCCCUACUAUGGAGCCCCCAGGGGGGGAUGGAUGGGUUGGCCGUCGUUUACCCAACGCGUCGAGUUCCACCUACUGUGAGCUCAAUGGCCUAUUGGACGCUGUUACCAUCCUUACUGAGAGGGGACUGGACGGGGUGAUCGUCUGUGACUCUAAGUCUGCCCUUCACGUCUCCAAGACCUGCUUAUGACCAUGUAGUACGAGACAUAUUGUGUCGGCUGGCCACUGCCCAUGACAGUGCUUUAGUUGUGUCCUUUCUAUGGGUGCCGUCUCACGUGGGACUCACAGCUAAUGAUACUGUGGACGGUCUUGCUAAGGCUGCAUGUGGUCUCCCCUUGCCUGCAGUGCGUGCCGCGCCCUCCUUACGGUGCUACAGAAAUACACUGUUUUCUGCUGUUAAUGCCCUGACAGUGAAUCGUAGGAAUACCGAGCGUGCUGAUAGUGUAUCCAUACAGCAUUAUGACAACUUCAUUGACACCACGCACAAAUAUUGCCGCCACGGACUCAUGGUCCGCAGACACAAUGUCAUAAGUGCUAGGCUUAGAUUAGGUUACCGACCAGUGUGGCAGGUUUCCCAGGCUGAGGAUGUGCCUCACUAUUCCACCUGUAAGUUGUGUCACCUUGCCAAUGCCAAUACCCUCGAACAUUAUUGUCUCGCGUGCCCCACAGUGAGAGACUUGCUACCACAAGGGCAGGAUUUAAUAUCUGUAUGUAAGUAAAUAUUUCCUUCUGAAUGAUAACUUGGAUUUGAUGCUCAUGAGACAUCAAUAUUUUGGUGGUUACUAAAUGCAAAUAUUUAAGUUUUCUAAUGUGUGUGUGU
Molecule: messenger RNA, 4682 nt
Organism: Portunus trituberculatus (swimming crab)
Lineage: Eukaryota; Metazoa; Arthropoda; Malacostraca; Decapoda; Portunidae
Exons: 3
Coding region: 3360-4052 (230 amino acids)
Source: RefSeq, a predicted model, not a curated record